Molecule: messenger RNA, 879 nt
Organism: Rhinocladiella mackenziei CBS 650.93
Lineage: Eukaryota; Fungi; Ascomycota; Eurotiomycetes; Chaetothyriales; Herpotrichiellaceae
Exons: 1
Coding region: 1-879 (292 amino acids)
Biological process (GO): fatty acid beta-oxidation
Cellular component (GO): mitochondrion
Molecular function (GO): enoyl-CoA hydratase activity
Source: RefSeq, a predicted model, not a curated record
AUGUCCUCUUCAACACCUCCAUCAAGUCUCAGAACUCCACCGCCCGAAACGCCGAAUACAAUCAUCCUGUUCCCCACCCCAUCUAUCCUCCUGAUCGUCCUGAAUAACCCACGCGGGCUCAACUGCCUGUCGACCUCUAUGCACUGGGCCCUCGACGCUUUGUUCUCAUGGUAUGACAACGAACCUAGCUUACGCUGCUGUGUGAUCACGGGAAUGGGACGAGCCUUCUGCGCAGGCGCGGAUUUGAAAGAAUGGAACGAAUCGAACGCCCGGGUUGCUAAAGGUGGACAAGGCCAACGAGUCAUGCCGGCAAGUGGAUUUGGAGCUGUGAGUCGGCGUAGUGGGAAGAAACCUGUCAUCGGCGCAAUUAACGGGUUGGCCUUUGGUGGAGGCAUGGAGAUGGUUGCGAAUAUGGACUUGGUGGUCGCGGCCAAAGGGGCUCUGUUCAGUCUGCCCGAGGUCAAAAGAGGGGUGGUGGCUAUCGCAGGGGCCUUGCCGAGAAUCGUGAGGACGUUGGGACGACCUCGGGCUAUGGAGAUGGCAUUGACGGGGAGGAAUGUCAGUGCAGACGAGGCGAGGGAAUGGGGAAUGGUCAAUGCCGUUACCGACGACGCUCCAGUCAAUGCGGAGAUUCUAGAUAGGCCUGUGGUUAAAACGGCACUGGAUUAUGCGGAGCAGAUCUGUGCCAACAGUCCGGACAGCGUCAUUAUCAGCCGUGCCGGCGUGGUCCUGGGCUGGGAGGACGGUUCAGCUGAGCAUGGAUCGUCGGCUCUUGUGGAGAUUUUUGGGAAGAGACUCAACGAGGGAGAGAACAUCCGCGAAGGUGUCAGAGCUUUUGUGGAGAAACGAGCUCCGCGAUGGGUGGGCAGUAAGUUGUAA